Micropterus dolomieu (smallmouth bass) is the source of this 1907-nucleotide messenger RNA. RefSeq lists its product as uncharacterized. The record is from RefSeq and is a predicted model, not a curated record. Gene Ontology annotation, biological process: DNA integration. Gene Ontology annotation, molecular function: nucleic acid binding. NCBI's taxonomy places the organism in Eukaryota, Metazoa, Chordata, Actinopteri, Centrarchiformes, Centrarchidae.
UUGUCAGUGGCUAGUUCGGUGUACGAUCCUCUUGGCUUUGUCGCACCUGUGGUGUUGCCUGCCAAAAUCAUGCUACAAGAACUUUGCAGAAGAAAUUAUGGAUGGGAUGAGACUGUACCACAAGACAUCUUGCAACGGUGGUUCAGGUGGUUGGAGGAAUUGGAUAUGCUGUCUGAAUUUAAGGUUGAUCGGUGCAUUAAGCCCCAGGGCUUUGGACAAUCAAGACAUGCUCAGCUGCAUCACUUUGCAGAUGCUAGUGAAACAGGAUAUGGUGCAGUCACAUAUCUCAGGAUGUUGAAUGAUGGAAAUGACAUUCAUGUUGCAUUCCUGAUGGGCAAAGCCAGGGUUACACCUUUAAAGACUGUUACUAUUCCUCGACUGGAGCUGACUGCUGCUGUGCUUGCCAUUCGUGUUGAUCUGAUGUUGAAGGCUGAGCUGAGAUUGCAGUUGCAGCAGUCCUUUUUUUGGACCGACAGCACUUCUGUGUUGAAGUAUAUAAAAAACGAGGAUAAACGUUUUCAUACGUUUGUGGCCAACAGGGUUUCGACUAUAAGAGGAGCCACUAAAACUUCACAAUGGCGAUACAUCAGCUCCAAGGAAAAUCCAGCGGAUGAGGCAUCCAGAGGAGUGAGGGUUGGAGACUUUAUUCAUGGCCGGAGGUGGAUAGAGGGUCCAAGUUUUUUGAGUGAACCAGAAGCUAACUGGACAACAAAUGUUGUAGAAACUAUCAUAGAACCCGAUGAUCAGGAGGUCAAGAAGGAAGUCACAGUGAACGUUGUGUCUGUGGAUGGCUCACAUGAUGCCACAAACCGGUUACUGACUUACUUCUCAAGUUGGAGUAAGCUCAAGGUGGCAGUAGCCUGGUUACUUAAAUGGAAAGCCAUUCUGUUGGAAAAAUGUCGCAGGAGGAGGGAGGAGAAAGCUGAUGGUAAGCAGAGCACGGACAAUAAUAUGCCACGGAGGAGGCAAGGGUUAAAGGACAAGCCUGGAGGGCAAAUUUUGUCCAUAGAUGACCUUUUGGGAGCCGAGCUAGCUAUAAUCCGAUACUGUCAGCAACAGCGAUUUGGAGAGGAAAUUGCCAUGUUGUCAGCUGGGAAAUCUACAGUGAGCAGAUGUAGUACAAUCCACAGGUUGGAUCCGCGCUUGGAUGAUGGGCUUCUCAGAGUUGGAGGGCGGCUGACUAAAAGUUCCUUGCCAGAGUCGAUUAAACAUCCGCUAAUCCUCUCCAAGGAUCAAAAUGUGGCCACUCUCAUCCUCAGGCACAUUCAUCAGCAGCAGGGCCAUAGUGGGCGGAAUCACACGCUAUCAACACUGCGGAAGAAGUAUUGGGUCACUAGAGCCAACUCCGCUGUAAGAAAGGUCAUUGCAGAAUGUUUCUGUUGCAAGAAAUAUAAUGGAAAGAUGCAGGAGCAAAAGAUGGCUGAUUUGCCAGAGGAAAGGAUUCUUCCUGACAAACCACCAUUUACCAACGUUGGCAUUGAUUAUUUUGGCCCAAUUACAGUGAGGAAAGGACGUGGUACAGACAAGCGCUAUGGCGUGAUACUAACCUGCUUGGCAAGCAGAGCAAUCCAUCUCGAAGUGGCCGACUCUUUGAACACUGACGCAUGCAUCAAUGCUCUGCGACGUUUCAUCUGUAGAAGAGGUCAAUUUUCUCAUAUCAUAUCUGAUAAUGGAACCAACUUCAUAGGAGCAGAGCGAGAACUAAGAGAGGCUCUCGCAGCUUUAGAUCAUGGAAAAAUUCAGGGAGUUCUGCGGCAAAGGGGAGUUAAGUGGAGCUUUAAUCCUCCUGCAGGUUCACAUCAUGGUGGGGUUUGGGAGCGUGUUAUCCGCAUGGUGAGAAGGAUUCUAAGUUCAGUUCUUCAACAGCAGACCCUGAACGAUGAUGGGCUUCAUACAGUUAUGUGUGA